AUGUGGACGCUGGAAACCAUGCGUAUAUUUCAAGUCCCCUCUUUUAUUUCCAUUGGUUCCUGGUCGGAAGUACGAAACAACAGUAAUUCGGAGGACCAUUACUCUUCCGACCAGGUUCUGGAAGUUCCUCAGUUAACUCAACUAGAUAAUAUUGAGCUGCUGAGGCGGUUUGUUGGCGAUGAACUGAAUGGCUUUGCAUCAACCGAUUUUUUCGAGAAGCAAGGCGAAUAG
Opisthorchis viverrini is the source of this 231-nucleotide messenger RNA. RefSeq lists its product as hypothetical. The transcript is spliced from 2 exons. NCBI's taxonomy places the organism in Eukaryota, Metazoa, Platyhelminthes, Trematoda, Opisthorchiida, Opisthorchiidae. The record is from RefSeq and is a predicted model, not a curated record. The coding region runs from base 1 to 231 and encodes 76 amino acids.